Messenger RNA from Protopterus annectens (West African lungfish), 1032 nucleotides. RefSeq names its product chromosome chr10.part0 C1orf146 homolog (gene CCHR10.PART0H1orf146). NCBI's taxonomy places the organism in Eukaryota, Metazoa, Chordata, Ceratodontiformes, Protopteridae. Bases 82 to 630 code for a protein of 182 amino acids. Gene Ontology annotation, biological process: reciprocal meiotic recombination; synaptonemal complex assembly. Gene Ontology annotation, cellular component: chromosome. The transcript has 6 exons. The record is from RefSeq and is a predicted model, not a curated record.
GAUUCGGGAUAGUCGAGAGUAUACAACGGCCCUGAAUCCUUACCAACUACAAGAGCCAUAAAAAAGCACGAAAUAUUAUAAAUGGCAGUUAAAGAGAAAGCAAAAUGGGCAACGACUAUCAUUAUUAGCUCUAGUCUGUUGAAUCAUGAAGUUGCAACAGCUUUGUCAAGACAGAACCAUAGAGUACGAUAUUCUGAUUCUGUGCAUGAAGGAUCGAUUAUUUUCUCACUCUCUGGUGUUGCCUUCAUGCUAGCAGAUACGCAAAAAGAGUCGGUAAAUGGAGAAGAUACAACAUUUUUAGACAGACUUGAAAAAUUUAUGAAUAUUCACCGAAAUAGUUUCCUACUGUUGGUAGCUGCCUUUCAUGGACAAACAGAAAGGGAGAUUUUAUUCAGAAUUCAGCAGAGGUUCUUUGGCAGAAAUCUACGUAUUAUUCCUGUUCAUAAUACAUCGGACACAAUAAGAAGCAUAUUAACAAUAGCAAAGGCAACCUGUAAACCAUAUGUAGACAGCAUACGCCAUCGGAUGGUAAUGGCAAGGGCACAGAUAUUAGAAAGAAGUCCUGUUUGGGAAAUGCUUCAAGAACUUAAAUUCAAUGUAGAAGCUGCUGCUGUGACAACUUGUUCCUGAAAUGUAGAACUAAGAAAAGUUUAUAUAUAAGUGCUGUGGAAAUUGUUGGCAAGGAAACAGAUGCAAGAAGCAUAUGUACUGAGGGUCCAUCAAAACAAGAAGAGUUUUAUUGGAUAACCUGAACACAGGUUGCUGCAGAGAAUGUACAAAAACUAAAAACAGCUGGAUCUGACUCAUCCCACAAAUUUACCAAAGGCAGCAUCAGGCAAGAAGAAUAGAAGAAUGCUGACAUUAUUGCAUGUAUCUGUGCAUGUGUAGGGGAUUGUCUCAUACACAAAUAUCUCUUCAACAGUUUACAGUUUGUAACACAGUCUCUGUUUCCCAGUAGGAGUUGAUUUUUUUAAUGUAUCAAAUACACCUAUUAGUAUGAUAUACAUGCAAUUCAUGUUUGGUUUUGUGUCA